GAUUUGAAUUUUUUUUUCUUCUGAUCAUCAAUCUGGUUGAUCCAUUUUUACAUCUCAAUCAAAAAAAUGGAUUAUCAAGAUUUACUUGAAGCCGCACAACGAAAUACUGAACAACAAUCAUCAUUACUUCGACGUAGACAAAUGAAUGGAUUGAAUCGUGGACCGGAUCCAAUGGCAAUAGCUAGAUUUAAGGCACGUAAAGAACGUGAAGAACGUCAUCGUUUAUUGCGUGCACAGGAAGAAAAACAACGUUUGCUUUCAUUACGUGCACAGAAUUCUAAAUCGAUGCGAAAAGCACAGAUGAUGAAAUCUCGUACAAAAGAUAAUAAUUUUGGCCGUAUAGUUACCACCGAUGAUGAUCGAUUGAUUGAAGAAAAAAUUCGUCAAAAAUCCAUUGAUGAUACGAAAAAACGUAUGAAAGCACGAAUCGAUUUGGAUCAAAAAUUAAAUGGCCUAAGUCGUAAAGAUCGUGAUAAAGUAAUGAAACGAUUAGAACAAGAAGAACCGGUAAAAGUUCAGCCGAAAACAAUGAAAAUUUCCGAUAUAAUUAGGCAAUCAUCAAAACAGAAAACAAAUGGCCCAAAUGUGACAAAUAAUCAAACAAAACUGAAAACAUCAAAACAACAACCACCACCAUUAUCGUAUGAUCAAUUGCUCAAUAUGGCGGCAGAAAAAUCAGCACAAAAAAUAUCAUUAGAAGAUGAAAUUAAAAGUGAAUUAGAAUUUCAAGAAAAAAAUUCAGAAAAAAAACGUCAAGCAUUGUGUGCUAAAGAAAAACAACGACAAAUUGAUUAUUAUCGAAAUGAUGCUGCUGAACGACGACCGAUGGCAAAAACCAAAACCACCACCACACACACAAGAGGUCAUGUGGUUAAUCGAACACCAGCUUCGAAACAAAUGAAAACAACCAUUGACCAGCGAUCAAAAAAGAUCGAUCAAGAAAAUCCAAAAAAAUUAUUGGAUCAUAAUCGGAAUUCGAAUCACCAUCACCACCACCAACAACAACAACAAUUUAGACAGCAACAGCAGCAGCAGCCACAAUCAAAAUUAUCACAAAAUUCGACAAAACAUUCGCCAUCGGUUGGAGCAAUGACAAAUAUGAAUGGAAAUCGAUUACAAUCAAUACGAUCGGAAAAUGAUGGUAAAAAAAGAAUGGCAUCAUCGUCAUCAUCAUUAACAGCAUCUUCAUCUAUGAAGAAUCGUGAUAACCAAUCUAAACCAAACAAACCUAGACUGUUGCAACAGCAGCAGCAACGACAACAACAACAACAACCAAUUCGAACGUUAUCACCGGCAAACAUGUUCGAUACCAAAUCAUCGAUGUCAUCAAAACAAACGACAUCUCUAUCAAAAUCUUUGCCACAAAAAUCUGUGAUAUCAAAAACUACUUCAUUAUCAUCAUCAUCAUCAAUGAUGGACAAUCGUAAUCGAUUACAACAAUAUCAACCACAACAACAACGACAGCCAAUACAUCAACAGCAACGAAUGCCACCGCCACAACAACCAAGGCCAAAAUUACCGCCAAUCGGUGCUACAUAUCGUCGUGGUAUUUAUUAUGAUUAUCAACAAGAUGAUCAAUAUAAAAAUGAUGUUGAUGAUGAUUAUUAUAAUAAUGAUGAUUAUGAAGAUGAUGAAAUGGAUGAAGAGGAUGAUGAAAUGGCCGAUUUUAUUGAUGAUGGUCCAAUCGAAGAACCAGAACCGGAAGAAGAAUAUUCACGCCAUAUACGUGAAAUAUUUGGCUAUGAUAAACGAAAAUAUCGUAAUAUAAUUGAAGAUGAUAUUGAAGAGGCUAGUUAUGGACAAUGUAUGAAAGAAGAGAUGCGUUCAUUACGUGAAGGUAUCCGUGAAGAUUUGGAAGAUAUUCGCCGUGAAGAACAGGAAAAACGAUUGAAAGCAUUGCAGAAAAAAGCACGUAUGAAAGGCCUAAAAGGAUAUUGAUUCUGAUUCGAUUCGAUUCGAUUUGCAAUUAAUCAUCAUCAUCAUCAUUUUAUUUUUUACUUAAAAUUUAUUUUUCUUCAAAAGUCUUUCAAAUUUUUUUUAAAUUUUAUUUUUGUCCAAAUUUUUGUUGCAUUAAUGAUGAGAGAUUGUAAUGUGCUAAAUUAUAUUAUAUUUUUUUUUUGUGUAUGUGAAAAUUAAAAUUAAAAAUGAAACGAAUGAAUAUAAAUAUGUCACUCUUUUGUUGUUGUUGUUGUUGUUGUUGUUGUAAUUUAAAUGGAAAUUAUUAUAUGCAGUAUAUAUAUGGUUUGGUUAUGAUACCAUACAAUCAAACAUUAGAGAGACAGACGAUGACCAUCAUUCAUAAAUUUUGGUGCAGCUGUUAGGUUUGACCUCGAUUUUUUUUUCUCUCGAUUGUUAAUGUUGAUCAUCAUUCACCAUAAUAAAAAAUAAAUAUAUGCUGCCCGUCCUUAUUACUUUUUUUUAUGGAAAUAACAAGCCAGUUAUAUUUCUGUGCUCAGUAUAUUUGUGUGUGUGUGUGUUUGUAAAUGGUUCCAUCAUCAUCAUCAUCAUCAU
Dermatophagoides farinae (American house dust mite) is the source of this 2511-nucleotide messenger RNA. Lineage: Eukaryota; Metazoa; Arthropoda; Arachnida; Sarcoptiformes; Pyroglyphidae. The record is from RefSeq and is a predicted model, not a curated record.